UAAGAUGGAUGCGGUCAUAGAGAGCAUGUCGAAGCGUCAAUAACAUGUCUUUUUAAGUGAAACAACAUCACCGGGGGCUUUAAUUAACUAAUCGUUGUGAUAAUAACAAAAAGACCCAACUGGCACCAGACCGCUUGUACGUGGAAACAGUUAACUUCGGACAUGUCUGUACUGGGAGGUUUACUGGGAGCUGGAGCCUCUCUGUGUCGGUCUGCUGGGACUCUGCUGCACACAGUCAGGACCAUCUCUACUGGUACCUGCUGCCAGAUCCGGAUGCAUGCCAUCCCACAGCUGAAAACAGUGGACAGGUGGACUGAGAAAAGGAGCAUGUUUGGGGUUUAUGAUAACAUAGGAAUCCUGGGGGAUUUUAAAGCUCAUCCCAAAGACCUAAUUGUGGCCCCCUGCUGGCUGAAGGCUUUCAAAGGUAAUGAACUACAGCGUCUAAUCAGGAAGAAGAAGAUGGUGGGAGACAGAAUGAUGACUCUGGAAAGACACAACAUGGAGAAAAGGAUCCGCUUCCUCUACAGACGUUUCAACCGCACCGGCAAACACCGCUAACAUCACAUAAACUCUUCUGGCAAAUACAUCAGACCAGCCAAUAAGGACUGUUGGAGUCUAGUGAUGUGGUCUCAUGCUGUCACUGUGUAUAAUGCAUUUUUUCUAAGUUAUAUGAAAGAAGAAAACUGGUUUAUGUGUUUAGAAAUAGCAUACAUCAUGUACCCCAUUGAUCAACAUAAACAACACGAUGUAAAACCCUGAAAACACAUUCUAAGCAUUUACUUUGAUAUCAUACAGCAAAGAGCUGGUCAUCUUCGUUCUGUUGCUCGAGCCAAAUGCUGUGAUGGUCUUGCUGGAAAAUGUCAGAAUAGAGACUGGACAACAACCCACUGGGAGGUCAAAGGUCAGCGAUGGAGCUGAGUAUGAGAGGAGCUAUUAUAUAAUGAAUAAAGGGUGACUGUUG
This is a messenger RNA of Scomber japonicus (chub mackerel), 961 nucleotides long. It is a transcript of the gene mrpl51, whose product is annotated as mitochondrial ribosomal protein L51. NCBI's taxonomy places the organism in Eukaryota, Metazoa, Chordata, Actinopteri, Scombriformes, Scombridae. The record is from RefSeq and is a predicted model, not a curated record. Gene Ontology annotation, cellular component: mitochondrial large ribosomal subunit. Gene Ontology annotation, biological process: translation. Gene Ontology annotation, molecular function: structural constituent of ribosome. The transcript is spliced from 4 exons. Bases 163 to 558 code for a protein of 131 amino acids.